Molecule: messenger RNA, 2707 nt
Organism: Panicum virgatum (switchgrass)
Lineage: Eukaryota; Viridiplantae; Streptophyta; Magnoliopsida; Poales; Poaceae
Product: pentatricopeptide repeat-containing protein At1g26900, mitochondrial-like
Exons: 1
Coding region: 854-2512 (552 amino acids)
Biological process (GO): RNA modification
Molecular function (GO): RNA binding; protein binding
Source: RefSeq, a predicted model, not a curated record
GAGGAAAUUUCCCAAAGCUCCCCUACAUACGGUGGGGGGCGGUUUGCGGGGCUCCGUUGGAGCCAAGCCUAAGGAGGCCAACCGCCUGGCGCAAGCCGCCGCCGCUAUUCCUGCUCAGAGCAACGCCGCCGCCGCUUCAAGCACUGCCGCCACCGCUCUACCACCUCCGCCACCAGAUCCGCUGGUGGUCCGGCCGGAUCUGGUGGUCCGGUGGCCGGAGCAGCACCUCCCUCUCCCCGUUCACCCAAGCCGCCGUUCAAGCCGCCGUCCCCUGAGAAGAAGGGCUCGAACCCGUUCGGUCGCACACCGGCGAUCCCGUUGGCUUCGGGGACGAAGACCAGGGCGGCGGAUGGCUGCCACCGUCGCAGUAUGGCGCACUGGAACCGGGGCGGGCGGUGGAAGACGAAGAACAGGGCCAUCAAUUGCAUAGUUGACGGUUCGUCGACGGGGAUCGAUUUGCCUCUGGAUGUCGAAGUCGAGUUCGAUUCCCUUCGAUUUUCCCCUGUUUCUCGUUCUCUUCUUCUCAGUGGAAGAACAAAGUGCUGAUAACGUGUAAAGAGUAAUCGCGAGAGACAAAGUGCAAAUCUUAGAGCAACCAAAAGUCCUUUCCUUGAUCUGAGUGUUUGCUAUUUAUACAAGAUAGAGGGAUGCCAUGAACGGGCAUCACUCUCACGCACGCGGUAACUGCCCCGUCAAGGGACACACCGAUUCAAUCAAGAGGGACGGAUGAGAUCAUCCCUUAAUUAUUUACAACAGCGAGAACAGCUCGACACGCCUCCGCUGCGAACUCGAGCGUGGCUCGUGCGUUGGCCGCGCUGUGAGCCUUUUCUUCCCGCUCCCGCCCAAACGAGCGAUGCCGCCGCGGAAGCCGCUGACGGCGCUGCUCAAGUCGGCGACGCGGCCGGGGCACCUGCUCCAGCUCCACGCCUUGAUGAUCAAGUCCUCCCACUUCCCGCACCACGCCUUCCCCACCGCCAGGCUCCUCGCCUCCCCGCUCGCGCCGCUCCCCUACGCGAUCUCCCUCUUCGCCGCCGUCGCGCGGCCCACGCUCUUCCACCACACCGCCCUGCUCCGCGCGCUCUCCGCGUGCCCCUCCGCGGCCUCCCUCGCCGCGUCCUUCUCCGUCCUCGCCUCCGCGCGGGCGCGCCUCCCGGCCCUCGACGAGUUCGCGUUCCAGCCGCUCCUUACGCUCUGCGCGAAAAUGCCCGAAAGCGCCGAGGCGGCCUCCAUUGGGAAACAGCUGCACGGGGUCGUGCUCCGGUACGGGUUCCUGGACGUUUUGAGCCUGCGGAAUGUGCUGUGCCACUUCUACUGCAGCUGUGGUAGCAUGGAGGACGCGCGGAGAGUGUUCGACGAAAUGCCAGUAAGGGACGUCAUCUCUUGGAACACGGUGAUCGGGGGCUAUGUCAGGGCAGAGGAUGUGGGAACAGCGGUGGAUAUGUUUACCGCGAUGAGGUGGGCUGACAUGGAUGUCAACGCGACUGCGGUGGUCACCCUGAUUGGGUGCAGCUGGCAAGGGGAGUCAGUUCAUGGCUUCUGCGUCAAGGCGGGCCUCUGCAGUGAUGUGAAGGUUGCGGCAGCAAUGGUGGGGAUGUAUGUGAGGGAGGGUGUUGUUGAAUGUGCAAGCAAGGUGUUUCAUGAGACGGCCAGGAGAGACUUGGUGCUGUGUAAUUGUAUGGUGGAUGGCUAUGCAAAGGCAGGGCGAAUUCAGGAGGCAAUGGGCUUGAUUGACAGGAUGAGACAAUCCGGAAUGAGACCAACUUCAGGGACACUUGUGGGCGUGCUCUCUGCGUGUGGAGCAUCAGGUGCAUUGCCAGCCGGUCGCCGCGUCCAUGAGCUUGCUCAAGAGGCAGGGCUUGAGCCUGACUCCGUGCUUGGGACGGCGCUUAUGGAUAUGUACUUCAAGUGUGGGUGCCCUGAGGAGGCUGUUUCAGUCUUCAGUGCAAUGCAUAAUAGGGACGUGAAGGCAUGGACAGCAAUGAUCAUGGGAUUCGGAGUCAAUGGACAGCCAGAUGCAGCCAUCUCCCUGUUCUACAGGAUGGAGGAAGACGGUGUGGCUCCUAACGAGGUCACCUUCCUCGCGCUGCUGAGCACUUGUAGCCAUGGUGGGUUGGUGCAGGAAGGGAAGGAGUUCCUGGAACGUAUGGUGCUCCAUCACGGUUUGCCUCCCAGCCCUGAGCACUACAGCUGUGUCAUUGAUCUCCUGGGAAGGGCAGGGCGUCUAGACGAAGCUUAUGAGCUCAUACGAAGCUUGGCAUCCUGGGGUGAUGCUACGGGGUGGAGAGCGUUGCUUGCAGCCAGUAGAGUCCAUGGCAACGUGAAACUGGGCAGGAUGGUGCAGGCACAGCUGGACGCCAUGGGUCACUACCAUCCGUCAGAUGCCAUUCAGCUGUCGAACACGUACGCAUCAGAAGGCAGGUGGGACGAGAUAGCUCGGUUGAGGGAUUUAGAAGCGCAGAAAAUCUCUGUGGAGAAGGAAGCAGGCUGCAGCUCCAUUGUUGUGUCUUGCUAGUGUAUCCAGACUUGAUGAACUACAGCAACCGCCAACUGAACUCAAAGUGGCAUUCCCAGCGAGGAAAGUGUACUUGUGUAGGCAAUUCAGUGGUUACAUCAGGCAUGCUAGUUUAUGAUCAGAGCUAUCCAUACUUGUACAGGAUUACAGAUACAUAGAGAAGUGAUUAACAUGUUUUCUAUUAUUGAGCGUUUA